This is a messenger RNA of Capronia coronata CBS 617.96, 1245 nucleotides long. RefSeq lists its product as uncharacterized. Gene Ontology annotation, molecular function: transcription cis-regulatory region binding; DNA-binding transcription factor activity, RNA polymerase II-specific. The transcript has 2 exons. Gene Ontology annotation, biological process: regulation of DNA-templated transcription. The record is from RefSeq and is a predicted model, not a curated record. Lineage: Eukaryota; Fungi; Ascomycota; Eurotiomycetes; Chaetothyriales; Herpotrichiellaceae. The coding region runs from base 1 to 1245 and encodes 414 amino acids. Gene Ontology annotation, cellular component: nucleus.
AUGGACCCGGGACCUGGACAAUUUAAUCACAAUGGAGGCCUUGCGGAUGUCGACAACGGCGAAAUCAGGGCAGAACUCUACCAUCCUGUUGUGUCGUCGUCAAGGCAUCAAGCUGUAUACGUUACAGCCCUGCUGACUUGUGAUAAUCCGCUAACACGCCCAAGGUGUCAGUGCUACAAUCUGCAGAACCCUCAGAUGAUGAACCUGGUCCACCUUGCUUCAGCGAUGCUUCUCGGGCUUGCUUUGAACAGACCUCCGCAGCCUAGUGUCUGGCGGACCGCCUGUACGUUUCUUGACGCACAUAAGGUCCUCCAUGGCACAAGUUUUAAGGAAGGCGCUCGAACCACUGAUGAACGUCGGGCAGCUCUCGCAGUCUACUAUUUCACCAGCAGACUGCCCUGUUGUGAACCUUUGCGCUGGAACCCUUACCUUGACGAAUGUUGUGACGUCCUCACGGCCGCAACAGAGUAUUCCACCGAUGUCUACCUGGUGCACUCAAUUCGGAUACAGCGCAUUGUUGAUAAAUACCUGUCUCCGGGUUGCCUGAGCCUGACCGGUUUCGGUGGUAGGCUACCCAUUCGAACGUAUGUGAAGUGUUUCGAAGACGACUUCGAGUCAUAUGAGCGGACCCUUCCACCCGAGCUAAAGGAAAGCAGCUUUGCUCAGAUGUACAAACAGAGUGCUUUGAUCAUCCUCUAUGAGCCUGUGCUGACCAUGGAACGUGAUGAAGCCAUCCAGAAAGCUGAAGCCCUGCAUGCCUGCGUGGAACAUAUCCGGUUGUUUUACGACAGCUUCGCAGCGCAGCCUCCAGGGAGUCUGCAGCUACUGCCGUUUCUAGAAUGGCUACCCGUUCUCUACGCACACCUCGUGUUGGCAAGACUGUCCUUUCUAGUUGCAGACGGAUGGGAUUUACAGUGUUUUAGGUCGUCUAGCAUGAGCUUCUCGGCCGUGGCGGAUCGCUUGAUGGCUCAGUUGCAAUCCGCCGCCCAACAGAGCCUCGUGCAAUCUCAACAAUCCUCUGAGAUCCCAGUAUGUUUCUCGCAUUAUAUCGACAAGUUGCGACUCUGGAAGAAGUGGUACGAGAACAAACUCAAGACAGAAGUCGAAGUUCAGCCAUCCACCACUCCAGACGUUGGCGCAGCUUUUUCAGCAUAUGAUUUUUCCGUCGAAGGAUUUUUUGGUGGCUUUGAGGAUCUGGUGGGGCAGGAUUUCAUAGGAGAUUGGAACUCCAGCUUCCAGGAUUGA